Messenger RNA from Aspergillus japonicus CBS 114.51, 1380 nucleotides. RefSeq names its product putative longevity-assurance protein. Gene Ontology annotation, cellular component: membrane. Gene Ontology annotation, biological process: ceramide biosynthetic process. The record is from RefSeq and is a predicted model, not a curated record. Lineage: Eukaryota; Fungi; Ascomycota; Eurotiomycetes; Eurotiales; Aspergillaceae. Gene Ontology annotation, molecular function: sphingosine N-acyltransferase activity. The coding region runs from base 1 to 1380 and encodes 459 amino acids. The transcript has 4 exons.
AUGAGCGAGUCCCACCCCGCCCCAGACGCUCUGGAGCACGCGCCUGGAGCCUCCCCCCAAGCUACACCAUUGUCGAAGCCCUCCACACUUCCCCCGCAAUCACUGUGCAGGGACAACCUCGACACACGGUUACUCAAGCGGAACUCCCCCCGGCGCCCCAAGAACGUAGCCGACUGGCUGCUCGAUCAUCAAAUUGAAAUCCCCCUCAACCUCAUCGCCCUCCUCAUCCUCACCCACCUGUUCGUCCCCCGCGCGCGCCAACACACUUCCAAAUUCUUCUCGCCAUCUCACUACAACCCGAACACGGGACGAUAUGCUAUCGGCGAUGGGGACUUUUACUUCCUGGGGUUCUGCGUCGUGCUCUACACGGGCCUGCGCGCGGGGAUUAUGAAGUAUAUCCUCGCACCGCUAGCUACCCGCUGGGGCAUCUCCAAGAAGAAAGAUAUCACGCGAUAUUCCGAGCAGGCGUGGCUGCUGUGCUAUUACUCGGUCUUCUGGACACUUGGUCUGUACAUCUACGGCACCUCCAAGUACUGCCUCAACCUCCGGGAGAUGUUCACCGACUGGCCGACGCGCGACCUCCCCGGCCUCACCAAGGUCUACAUCCUGGGCCAAUGGGCGUUCUGGCUGCAGCAGAUCCUCGUCCUCAACAUCGAGGCCCGCCGCAAGGACCACUGGCAGAUGCUCGCCCACCACCUGGUGACGGUCGUGCUGAUUUCCACCGCCUAUGCGUUGCAUCUCACGCGGGUGGCCAACCUGGUGCUCAUCCUGAUGGAUGUGGUGGAUAUUUUUUUCCCGCUCGCCAAAUGCCUCAAAUACCUCGGCUACACCACCGCCCGCGACAUCCUCUUCGGCCUCUUUAUGCUCGCGUGGUUCCUCGCCCGCCACGUCUGCUACCUGCUCACCAUGUGGGGGAUCUGGAAGUACAUGCCCGAGACGAUCGCGGAGGGGUGCUACUAUGUUUCUGCCGGGAGCGUCCAGGACGCGCUCCGUGGGCCGACGCCUCUCCCCCCACACGGCUGGUCGCACCUGUGGACCCCAUUCUAUGAUCCCACAGGCCCCAUCUGCUACAGCGACGGCAUCCGGUGGGGGUUUCUGGGGGCCCUGGGGUUCCUGCAGCUGCUGACGGUGCUGUGGUUCGUGUUGAUCGUCAAGGUGGCGGUGCGGGUGGUGCAGGGGAUUGGGGCGGAUGAUAUUCGGAGUGAUGACGAGGGGGGGGGGGAAGAGGAAGAAGAAGUGAUGGUAGAGCUAUCCCCAUGCCCGUCCCCGGGGUGGAAGCGCCGGGCGGCCGGGACCCGACGGACGGCGAGCUCGUCCGGCGUCAGCUUCGAUCGGAAGGAGUUGCUGAGUCGGAUCGGGUGUGAGAAGCAGGUGGAUUGA